This is a messenger RNA of Cydia fagiglandana, 1703 nucleotides long. RefSeq names its product zinc finger protein 26-like. Gene Ontology annotation, molecular function: sequence-specific DNA binding; DNA-binding transcription factor activity, RNA polymerase II-specific; zinc ion binding. Gene Ontology annotation, cellular component: nucleus. Bases 64 to 1662 code for a protein of 532 amino acids. The transcript has 8 exons. NCBI's taxonomy places the organism in Eukaryota, Metazoa, Arthropoda, Insecta, Lepidoptera, Tortricidae. The record is from RefSeq and is a predicted model, not a curated record. Gene Ontology annotation, biological process: regulation of transcription by RNA polymerase II.
UAUGAAGAUUUGUUGUUUAUUUAUCCUCCGAAUUGUGGCCAGAUUUCAGAUUAAUUAAUUAAAAUGUCCUUACCUGACCAACCCCAUGUUCACCUUGCGCUUAUAGAGGCCUGUCGUGCCUGUCUCGAUACAAAAAGCACAAAUUAUGUUCAACUGAGUAGUGAAGGCGGUGCUUGGAAAGAAUUAUAUCAAUCCUGCGUCGAUAUAUCGGUAUCAGUUGACGGUGGCUCACAACUAUUAUGUUGCAAAUGUGCAGAUCUUGUAAAGCUUUAUGCAGAAUUCAAAAAGCAGUGCCACAAGUCGGAAGAGUUUUGGUGUUCGCUACUGUCAGAUGAAGUGAAGUGUUCUGUAAACAAGAUCAACAUAAAGGUGGAAAACCAUGAAAUUAACAUUGUUGAAAGUAACAGUUUACAUAUAGAUGGGCACACAUACUACUCAGCAAUUGAUGCUGGUAAAAAUCAUAAUGACAUUGAUUUACUUAAACAAGAGUCUGUCGAAGUAUUGGAAGAAAGCAUAUUUGAAGGAACUGAUUCUUUUAUAUCAGACAUUGGCCUCAAUGUAAUAAAACAGAAAAAAUCCAAAGAUAUGAAGAAGAAAUUGAAAUGCGAUAAUUGCCAAAGGGAGUACAAAAAUAAAAGAUGGUUACUGAAUCAUUUAAAAACUUGUGAAAACACAAAUAAAACAGCAGUUACUAGGAGUGAAAUGUUAUAUUGCGGUCUAUGCGAAUUCACAUCCGAUCGGGAGUUAAUGAAGCAGCAUUUAGAUGGCCAUGAUAACGCCAAUGACAUGAAUUGCAGAAAUUGUGAUUUCGCUGGUAAAGAUUUCGCGAGUAUGGUUUCACAUAGAUAUUCGCAUCAACCAAAAGAUUUAAAGGCCAAAAUGUUUUGUCAUGUCUGUGACGCAACUAUGCGUUCAUCUGCUGUCCUUCAGUAUCACUACAGGACAGUACAUUUAAAAAAGCCAGGGUUAGAUUGCACUCUGUGCAAAAAGUCCUUCAAGACGUACAAGUGCUGGCGGGACCACGACCGGUGGCACAGGGUUGAUAAAUUCAUAUGUGAUAUAUGUGGAAAAAAAUUUUUAUAUAGAAAUGCAAUCGAAGCCCACAUGAUCGACCAUGCUGAGUUCAACAAAUACAUUUGCGAAACUUGUGGCCGUGGUUUCAAGCGACUCUUCAACUUGAAGUGCCACGUAUCAAAUCGCCACAUCAAACACGCCCCGGUCAAAUGUUCUCACUGUAACAGGACAUUUAAAUCCGACUUUACUUUACAAAAUCAUUUGAGAUUCGUCAAUAAAGAUAAGCCUUAUACCUGUCCAGUUUGCACUAAAGGGUUUCCAUCAGAAGUGACCCUGAAAAACCACCUAUUUUGGCAUAGCGACGAAAGGCCCUUUGGCUGUGAAAUUUGUGGAGCCAAGUAUAAAGCUAAAAGCCAGUUAAAAAUUCAUAUGAGGCAGCAUACGGGAAUAAUGCCAUUCAAAUGCCAAUAUUGUGACAAAAGUUUUGCCAGUUCAAACCAGUUGAAGGUACACUCCAGUGUUCAUACAGGAGUACGUCGCCAUAAGUGCAAUUAUUGUCACAGGACUUUUCAUGGAAGGAAGCUGGUAGAGGCCCAUUGCGCCGCGCAACAUAAAGACAAAGAGAUUAAACUAGAUGUUAUUAUUUGAUACCUAUGUUAAUUGUUUAUGUACUGAACAGAAAUAACAUU